AUUUGUAAGUCGCUCUGGAUAAGAGCGUCUUCUAAAUGACUUAAAUGUAAAUGUAACAAAUAAAAAGGUUAGCAACUACUUCCGGGUGCGUGAUACCACGUGAUCAGUAUACGUUUACCUUCGUCGUUUCGUAUUUUCCUGGAGGAGGCUUCGAGCGUGUCGUGAAAUUUUAAAAGCUUAAAUCGACCCAAAUAUGGCAGAGGCUGACCGACCAGGGAAGCUCUUCAUCGGUGGCCUGGACACUGAAACUAACGAGAAGGCCCUUGAGAAGUACUUCAGCAAAUAUGGCAGAAUAGUAGAAGUUCUGUUGAUGAAAGACCGUGAAACGAACAAAUCAAGAGGUUUUGCUUUCGUGACCUUUGAGAGUCCAGCAGAUGCAAAAGAUGCUGCGCGCGAAAUGAAUGGGAAGUCACUUGAUGGUAAGCCAAUAAAGGUUGAACAAGCAACAAAACCUCAGUUUGAGUCAGCGGGCAGACGUGGCCCACCCCCCAUGCGUGGCCGUGGUCCCCCUAGAGGUCCUAGAGGAUCUAGAGGAGCACCAAUGAGGGGUCCACCAUCCAGAGACUACUAUGAUAACGUAGGGAUUGUAGAACCCUUUUUCAAAGGGAUUUCGUCCAGAGGCCCUCCACCACUGAAAAGGGGACCUCCGAUUCGUAAUGGAGGCCCCCCACCCAAGAGACAUGCUCCAUCUCCAAUGGGCAGACGUAAGUCUUCCAUGUCUAGGGACAGGGACCCCUAUGGCCCACCCCCUCCCCGCAGGGACUCAAUGUCCAGAAGGGAUGAUUACCCAUCACCGAGAGAUGAAUAUUACAGCACAAAGGACAGCUAUUCUAGCCGGGAAUAUGUGAGUUCCAGGGAUACACGGGACUACGCACCAACGCCACGGGACUAUCCGCCAAGGGAUUAUCCCCAAUCCAGUUCCCGUGAUGAAUAUGGGUCAAUGUCAAGGGGCUACAGUGAUGGUUAUGGUGGAGGCCGGGAACCCAAAAGCUAUAUGGAGCGCCCUACUGCAGCCUCUUAUCGAGAGCCCUACGAUGGUUACGGUAAUUCACGCAGCGCCCCACCCUCAAGGGGCCCCCAACCAUCCUACAAUGGCAGUGGCGGAAGCAGUCGCUAUGACGACUAUGGAAGCAGUUCCCGGGAUGGCUAUGGCAGUCGUGAAAGUUACCCCAGCAGUCGAAGUGAACCAUACCCUCCUAGCCGUGGUGAGCGAAUGGGCAAGCAGGAGCGGGGGCCAGCACCCCCAAUCGAGAGAGGCUAUCCCCGUGAAGCGUACAGUGGCUCAAGUCGCGGGGCUCCCCGUGGUGGCCGCGGAGGCAGCAGAGUUGAUAGAGGAAUUGCCCGCAGCAGAUACUGAGAUGGAUAUGACAGAGCGAUCGUUACACAAUGCCUGCUCAUUCACUCCUUGUAUAGUGAGGGUGAAAAAGUAGGGAUGUCAAAUUCCAUGGACAAGCUUAGGUUUUGAGCUGUUUAUCCUCACCCUGUCAAUUUCUUUUUGUUUUAAGUGUUAAAAUUGCUUGUUUUAUAAUUCCCCGGCCCAUGUGAUACCAUUUCCAAGUGAUGAGUGUUUAUUUUUUGUACAUUUAGUGCUGUUAUGUCCUGCUAUAGUCUUGGAUAUGGCUUUCAUACACUAAUAAAGUUUUUAACCAAAGAA
Molecule: messenger RNA, 1654 nt
Organism: Oncorhynchus masou masou (cherry salmon)
Lineage: Eukaryota; Metazoa; Chordata; Actinopteri; Salmoniformes; Salmonidae
Product: RNA-binding motif protein, X chromosome-like
Exons: 9
Coding region: 194-1357 (387 amino acids)
Biological process (GO): positive regulation of mRNA splicing, via spliceosome
Cellular component (GO): spliceosomal complex
Molecular function (GO): RNA binding
Source: RefSeq, a predicted model, not a curated record